Molecule: messenger RNA, 919 nt
Organism: Olea europaea var. sylvestris
Lineage: Eukaryota; Viridiplantae; Streptophyta; Magnoliopsida; Lamiales; Oleaceae
Product: zeaxanthin epoxidase, chloroplastic
Exons: 5
Coding region: 107-736 (209 amino acids)
Molecular function (GO): mRNA binding; protein binding
Source: RefSeq, a predicted model, not a curated record
AUAAUUCAUAAUGGCCAUCUAUCUACUGUAGUUGAUAGAUGUGCACAUUCAAUAGAAACAAUCUCGCCUGUAUACUGUCACAAAAUUGUGGACAAAAAUCAAGAAAAUGGAAAUGACCACACAAUCUCUUUCUUAUGCCAAGGCUAAGGCUAAUUCUCCAUCUCCAGCCUUUUUUCCAGCUAAAUCAACGGUUUUUGCUCGUUCUUCUGUCAGUUUUCUGGGCUAUAAUUGCCUGCCCAGAAAGCUACAGUGUAGUGCAAGACAGCUGAGGAACUUUGGAGCUAUAAGUGCUUCUGAUUCUGAAACCAGUCCUACAAAUAAUUCGGUUAGAUGGCUUCUCGAACCUGUAGGUGAUGGUGAUUCAAGACACAUAGGCUAUAAGACUGCAUUGCCUGAUGCAUUUGAAAUAGCUUCCAAUGUAGUCACAGUUGGACGCACUGCAGGGAAAGCAGAUAUCGUGAUUCCUGUUCCAACAGUUUCUGGUGUGCAUGCCCGGAUUCAGAAGACAGAAGAGAGUCUUUUGAUCACGGAUCUGGACAGCACAAAUGGUACAUUUAUUGAUGAAAUACGGCUUCAACCUGGAGUUGUUGCUGCUGCAUCUCCUGGGAAUCUCAUUACGUUUGGGGACACCAAUUUAGCGAUAUUCAAAGUGUCCAAGCUUGAAGUUGAACCGGAGAAUCCAUCUGAAACUAAAUCAGAAGACGAGCCAAGCAGCAUCUCAGAGUCGACAAGCUGAUAUUUUUUCCUCUGUACACAGAGCAUUUGAGAAAAUAAGUGUUUUAUUCUAAUUUUCGAGCAAUGCUUGUACCAUCUAUUACAUCUGUAUUCGUCAGUCGAGAUGUUAAAGUUUUUGCAUAUUCUGUCGAACUUCAUAUUACAAAAACUUUUAUCGAAAUUCGACUAUUCGUACUUUGACCUA